AUGACACUUCAAAUUCAAGAUGAUGUGAGGAGUAAACAUGAAUUAACACUUUCUAAAUUGAUAUUAUCUUACCCUACAGGUUUUAAACUAUUACUUGAUGUACAUGGAGUUAUGCAUGGACCAAAAGAAGAAUGUGUCAGUGCUCUGAAGAAGGGCUGUCUGAUAGCCAUUGCCCCAGGUGGAGUUCGAGAAGCACUCUUUAGUGAUGAAAUGUAUACUAUUAUCUGGGGUAAUCGAAAAGGCUUUGCUCAGGUGGCCAUUGAUGCAAAAGUGCCCAUCAUUCCUAUGUUUACACAAAAUGUUCGAGAAGGCGUUAGGACAUUAGGAGGAAUAAAAAUUCUUAGGACACUAUAUGAACGUAUUAGAUUGCCAAUAGUUCCUUUGUACGGUGGGUUUCCGGUCAAGCUUCGAACGUUUAUUGGAGAACCCAUUCCAUAUGAACCAAAUAUAACUGCUGAGGAAUUAACUGCGAAGACAAAAGCAGCACUUCAAGCUCUAAUAGAAAAACAUCAGAAAUUACCAGGAAAUAUAUUUAGGGCUUUAAUGGAACGGUUUCAAACACAAAAGAAAGAAGAUUAAGGUCUUCCUGAGUAAACUACUAUUUAGUUAUAAUAUUCUUAAAGUUGUAUUUGUAACUUAUUCAUUCUUCUAAUAAUAGGUUUUAAAUACUGUCCUAAUGAUACUGCUGUAUAAUUUAAAAUAUAAGACACUUCUCUUGCCUUUCCACCUCUCCAAUGUCAAGCUCAGGACCCAAACUUGAAAUCAUUCGUAAUGGGGCAAAACUUAGUUUUUGAUAAAUGCAUUCCUACCUUGGAAGUGUUUGGUUUUUUGUGUUUUUUUUU
Molecule: messenger RNA, 842 nt
Organism: Tauraco erythrolophus (red-crested turaco)
Lineage: Eukaryota; Metazoa; Chordata; Aves; Musophagiformes; Musophagidae
Source: RefSeq, a predicted model, not a curated record